ACAUUUCGUUUGACCUUGCCAACGUUUGAAAAAUUACAUUUAGCAGUGGUUUUAAGCCCUGGCAUUUUUCCAUCAAGUUAAGCAAGAAGUGGAGUGUAUUCGUAUAUAAAGAAUUACAGAUGAAGACUUUGUUAAUAAUAAUUAUUUUCGAGAUAUACAUUAUAUUGCAAUCUGUCAAAACAAGCAAUAAUUCUCCAAUAUGUGGUAAAUUCAGAGGAACAACAGUAAAAGUAUUAAACACAAUUGUUUACGCAUUUUUUGGCAUUCCUUAUGCAGCACCUCCAGUUAAUGAGCUAAGAUUUCGUAAACCUCAACCUGCUCGAUACAAUUCGACUAUCAUAUAUAAUGCAACAAAAAGAUCGCCUUCGUGCAUGCAAGAUCCGCCUUACCCUAUAUUAGAAUGGAUCGAUCGUAAUCCUAAAAGUCUUAGCGAAGAUUGUCUCUAUCUUAAUAUUUGGGUACCUACUUCGAAGCCAGAUGGAAAUCCAUUUGCUACCAUGGUUUGGAUACAUGGCGGAUCAUUUCACACGGGUUCUUCUAACAUGAACGUUUUUGAUGGCUCCGCUUUAGCCGCUGUGGGUAAUGUGAUUGUAGUUACAUUCAAUUAUCGUCUAGCUGCAUUAAGUUUCGCAAGUUUUAAUGACGAAGACGAACGAGGAAAUAUGGGCAUGUUAGAUCAAGUAAUGGCUCUCAAAUGGGUGCAUCGAAAUAUUGAAACUUUCGGAGGUGACAAAAAUUUGAUAACUGUUUUCGGCCAGAGUUCGGGAGCGAUCUCCAUCGCUCAUCACAUGGUCUCGCCUAUGAUCAAAGGCUUAUUCAAAAGAGUAAUUCUGCAAAGUGGAAGCAAUUAUCUGGAAUAUUUUGCUGUGAAUACUACAUUCAACAGAGAAAAUACAGUUAUGCUUUCACAGGAAGUCGGCUGCAACGUAUCUGAUAUGUUAACAUGUAUGAGAGAAAAGAAUGCAUAUGAAAUUGUUGCAGCUGAAAAGCGAUUGAUUAAACAACAACAAAUAUUACUAUAUUAUCAUCCACAAGUCGGUCCUCCAUUUCUAUCUGACGAUCCAUUUUACGAUAUUGACGCUGGUAAAUUUCAUGAUGUAGAUGUUUUGAUGGGUGAAGUAAUGAAUGAAGGUUCUGUCUUUCUUUACUUUCUGAGACCCCUUCUAGCAGCAGAAAACCACCCAACUUUUACAAAAAACGACAGCAAAUAUAUUAUGAGUAAAGUUUUAAAAUUAACUGGACAAUAUCUAGAUGGUUGUGUAGAGGAAUAUUUAGGAAAUAUAUCAAGCAAUGACUAUUCAAAAAUUUUAAAACAAACAUGUAGGGCUGUCGCGAAUGGAGCAUUCAAUUGUCCCAUAGCUCAUCUUGCUGAUAGACUUUCUCAGUAUGAUCGCGCAGUAUAUCGUUACAAAUUUAAUCACACUCGAGUUAAAUCUAAAAUCAGAAAAUGGAUGGGAGUACCACAUUUUGAAGAAACAUAUUUCGUGUUUGGUAGGCCAUUAUUGAAGAAGCGUUCUUACAGUAAAGAAGAAAUUGCAUUUAGCAAGAAAAUUAUGCAACUGUGGACUACUUUUGCUAAAAAAGGCAAACCUUCGUACGAAGGAAUGGAAAACGAAUGGAAAUUAUUUAAUAAAGAAGAACGUAACUCACUUUCUCUCACUCUGGGUAACAUCCAUCUUGAGAAAGCUGAAACAGAUGAAAAGUGCGAAUAUUGGAAGAAUUUUCUGAAGGAAUAUACCAGUAAAAUGUAUCUAUAUUGAUAAUGUCUACUUACUUUGUAUAAGUGUUAUGAGUUUUCCAGAAAAUAUGAAUUAAGAAUUACUUUGCCUUAUGUUUUAAAUGUAGAUUUAGUAACAUUCAUUAACUGUACGUGAAUAUAUAGCUAAUUAUAUACAAUACCAAAAUAUAGAAUAAAUUACAUAUUUCUUUGCUACUGUUUAUUGUUAAAGGUUUUAAAAUUAUUUUUUGCCUGUAUAUAAUACGUAUAUAAACCAUUUUAUAAUUCACAUAAAAUAACUUUAAGUUAGGUUAUGUGAAGUAUAUGUUUCGGUAAUUACUAAUUAAUUCUUAAUAAGGUUUGGUUAUAGUU
Messenger RNA from Centruroides sculpturatus (bark scorpion), 2089 nucleotides. Its product is annotated as acetylcholinesterase-like. Gene Ontology annotation, molecular function: acetylcholinesterase activity. NCBI's taxonomy places the organism in Eukaryota, Metazoa, Arthropoda, Arachnida, Scorpiones, Buthidae. The coding region runs from base 120 to 1760 and encodes 546 amino acids. The transcript has 4 exons. Gene Ontology annotation, biological process: acetylcholine catabolic process; choline metabolic process. Gene Ontology annotation, cellular component: plasma membrane. The record is from RefSeq and is a predicted model, not a curated record.